This is a messenger RNA of Hydractinia symbiolongicarpus, 2335 nucleotides long. RefSeq names its product SUMO-activating enzyme subunit 2-like. Bases 129 to 1901 code for a protein of 590 amino acids. Lineage: Eukaryota; Metazoa; Cnidaria; Hydrozoa; Anthoathecata; Hydractiniidae. The transcript is spliced from 3 exons. Gene Ontology annotation, molecular function: SUMO activating enzyme activity. The record is from RefSeq and is a predicted model, not a curated record. Gene Ontology annotation, cellular component: cytoplasm; SUMO activating enzyme complex. Gene Ontology annotation, biological process: protein sumoylation.
GCGGACCACAAGGGACGAGAUAGAGAAAAGUUCGAGAUAGAGAGUAGUCGAGAUAAGUCAUAUGGCGAGUAACAUUAUGUGAUGUAUUUUAUGAAGUAUCAGCAACAAAAUAAUCCUGGCGAAAAAACAUGGCGGGAAACGAAAGCAUGAAAAAUAUAAUCAGUAGCUCUUCUUUGUUGAUGGUUGGUGCUGGUGGAAUAGGUUGCGAGUUGUUAAAGAAUCUUGUCUUAACUGGAUUUCAUAACAUACACACCAUUGAUUUAGACACGAUAGAUGUUAGUAAUUUAAACAGACAAUUCUUGUUUCAAAGACGACAUGUGGGCAAAGCAAAAGCAAUCGUUGCACGGGAGAGCGCACUUCGAAUGAAGCCGUCAGCAAACAUUACAGCUCUCCAUGACACAAUAAUGAAUCCUGCGUACAACACCGACUUCUUUUCUCAAUUUGACCUUGUGUUAAACGCAUUAGAUAACAAAGCUGCACGUAGUCAUGUCAACAGAAUGUGUUUAUCGGCGGAUGUACCUCUUGUAGAGAGCGGUACUGCUGGUUACUUAGGCCAAGUAACUGUAAUCAAGAAGAAUGUUACUGAAUGUUACGAAUGCCAACCCAAACCUGCUCAAAAAACGUUUCCUGGCUGUACUAUAAGAAAUACGCCUUCUGAACCUGUCCAUUGCAUUGUAUGGGCUAAACAUUUAUUUAACCAGUUAUUUGGGGAAUUUGAUGCAGAUAACGAAGUCUCUCCUGACACUGAGGAUCCUGAGUUGUCUGCCACUGCUGGUGCCACAGCAGCACAAAAUGAAAACAAUUCUGGCAAUAUUGAUAGAGUUUCUACACGUGAAUGGGCAAAAGAAAACGAUUACGAUGUAGAAAAGCUGUUUACGAAGUUUUUUGAUAACGAUGUAAAAUACUUGUUAUCCAUGGAGAAAUUGUGGCAAAAACGAAAAGCGCCCAAUCCUCUAUCCUGGCAAGCCACAACCUCUGAUAUUGAGGAUGAAAUAAACGAAAUAGUUACCUUGCCUGAUAAACGCAUAUGGAGUAUUAAAGAAUGCAGUACCGUAUUUCAGAAAUCAAUUAUUAAACUAAAGGAACGCCUUAAAACGUCUAAGGAAACGUUAGUUUGGGAUAAGGAUGAUGAAGUGGCAAUGGAUUUUGUGGCAGCAACUGCUAAUAUUCGUUCUCAUAUCUUUCACAUCCCUGUUAAAAGUAGAUUCGAUAUCAAGUCUAUCUCUGGUAACAUCAUUCCUGCUAUCGCGACUACUAACGCCAUCAUAGCUGGUCUCAUGGUGAUGGAAGCAUUAAAGAUAUUAUCUGGUCGAAUAAGCGAGUGUCGGACUGUGUAUUUGAAUAAGCAAGUCAAAGCGAAGAAUCGAUUGUUAGUUCCAUGUAACCUAGAGGAGCCUAAUCCGAAGUGUUAUGUGUGUACAAAGAAACCCGAGGUUACAGUCUAUCUAAACACCAAAACAUUCACUGUAAAGCAGCUAGAGGAUAAAAUAUUUAAAGAAAAGUUUGGUAUGGUGGCUCCUGAUGUCGAAAUCGAUGACGGAAAAGGUACCAUUUUAAUUUCAAGCGAAGAAGGAGAAACAGAGGAUAACUGGUACAAAUUUUUAAGCGAUUUCAACAUAGUACACGGGACACGCCUAAAAGGGGACGAUUUUCUGCAGAACUAUGAAUUGGUUGUAACUAUACGACACAAGAUAGACAUUGAAGCUCCCGAGGUAUUUUUGUUAGAAGGUGAGCUGCCUGCUGUUCCUGAGGAAAAAGACACACCAGUGCUAGAAACGAAUGAUGAUAAUAUAUCGAAAAAGCGAAAAUUAAGUAGUGACGAAAACGGAGAGCAAGUUACGAAAAAAAGCAAAAUGGAGGAGAACGUUGAUAGUGAUGAUGAGCUUAUUGUCUUAAAUUGAUCAACUUUUUUAAAGUCGAAACUUUUUCUUGUUUUUAACCAGGAAGAAAAACUGUGCUGUCUAUUAUCUCAAAAUAUUUACAAGCAAGUUAUUUUCCGAACUUAAUACCUUUAUUUGUUAUGAAAUGACCUUUUUCAAUCUUUCACAAUUUGAUAUUUUCAAAAAUAGCUGGACUUCCUAAAAACAAAGAUUCACUUGAAAAAAAUAACUUCGGCAAUAUUUUUUGAAUUUGGGUUCUAUUCACAAUGGGUAGUUUCAAACUUUGUUUUUCAUAUUUUAAUUCGAUCUCGUUGGUUAAAAAAGGACUCCCUACAGGGUUUAGAUUUUUAAAAUAACAUUUUUUUAUCUCUUCUUCGUUGAAUUCUUGUACAAUCGUAAUACUACUGAUGCUUAAUAGGAUUGUAAGUUGUUAAAUUAAAAAAAAAAAAAAGAAA